GCAGUCCGUGCUGCCUCCCGACUCAUCCUACCAGUUCCAGCUGCUACUCCAUCCUUUCCCAUCUCCACGAAAAGGCGACCCACGCCUCGCCUAGGGUUCACUCCCUUCACUUUUCCUCUCCCCUCCUCUCACACCCAUCGCUGCUCCAAGCGCCGGCGACCCUUGAUCUCCUCCCCAAGCCACCGGAGGCGCGCAGGGCGAGGGGGCGGAGGCGCGGGCGAGCAGCGACGGGGAGACCCUCCAUCGCCUCUGCCCGCCGCUGCGGUAAAAUCUGUCACCGUUGCGUCCCACAUGGAAUCUGUGGCUACUCUUAUGGAGUCGACAAGCUCUAAGAUACAGCAGCUUCAGCGGGCAUUUGCUGAGCUUGAGAGCCAGAGUGCUGUUUCCAUGAACCUGAAGUGGAAGCAGCUCGAGGACCAUUUUCAUGGGCUCGAGCAGUCGCUCAAGAAAAAGUUUGAAGAGCUGAAACAGCAGGAGAAGGAGUUCAAGGAGACAGUUGCGAAAUCCGAGCAGAUGCUGGUGCAGCGGGAGGCUGCUGUUAUGGCUAAGGAACUGACUUCGCUGGAAAGGUUACAGGAGAAAAGAGAUGCUGCUUUAGCAAUGAUAUUUGGCAAGUCCAAGCUUUCCUUACCUGUUCCUGCCAUCAACCCAAUGAACAAAGCAUUGAAUAAUCUUGGUGUGAAGUUGCCUAAACCUGCUCCUGAAGACAGUGUGCGCCUGCAAGUUGACAAUGCUGCUGUGAAGCCUCGUUCUGAACUUGUUGUGCUCUGUGAGGAAAUGAAUGUUAAGGGGCUUCAUAAGUUCAUAUCAGACAACCGGAAGAACUUGACAGCCAUCCGUGAGGAAAUUCCCAGUGCACUGAAAAGAGCAUCUCAUCCUUAUGGCUUAGUGUUGGAUUCCCUGGAAGAUUUUUAUACUGGAGAUAAUCUGGUAUUGGAUGGCAAAAAGGAUGGAGACCUUCUGGGUGUAAGAAGGACGUGCUUGAUGUUGAUGGAGUCUCUUGGACAGCUGCAAGCUGAUGUUGUAGCUGGUUUCUCCUCGGUGGGGCACAUGCUUACAAUUAAUAUCAAAAAACGAGCGAAAACGAUUGCGUUGGAGUGGAAGUCCAAAUUGGAUAGUCUUGACAUUGAUGCCAGUAAUGGAAACUGUCUUGAAGCUCAUGCAUUUCUUCAACUCCUGGCUACCUUUGGUAUUUCUGCUGAAUAUAAUGAAGAUGACUUGUGCAAACUACUUCCAUAUGUCAGUCGUCGUCGUCAAACACCUGAGCUUUGUCGAUUGCUUGGGUUGUCACAGAAGAUGCCAGGUGUAAUUGGAUUUCUGGUGGACAGUGGAAGACCUAUUGAUGCGAUUAAUAUGGCUUAUGCAUUUGAGCUCACUGAACAGUUUGAACCAGUGCAAUUGCUGAAAUCAUAUCUGAGAGAUAUUAGGAAAGUGUCACAUGUCAAGAAUGCAAAAAUGUCUCCUGGAGCACAGAAUGAGAUGAAUGAACGUGAGUUGUCUGCAUUGAAAGCUGUCAUUAAGUGCAUCGAAGAGCACAAGCUGGAGGAGCAAUACCCUGUGGAUCCACUUCAGAAAAGGGUUUUGCAGCUAGAGAAAGCAAAGGCAGACAAGAGGCGGGCUGUUGAAGCGGCGAAGCCACAGUCCAAGAGGCCUCGUGCCAACGGAUCGGUCUUUGCACCCCGUGUUACCAGCUUUGCUGAUAGGAGCUUCUACUCAGCAACCCCAGAGAGGCAUCCCUCCUACCCUUACGAGAGGCAGUUUGUGUAUGGUGCUGAGGCCCAUCAUCCUCCAGUUAUGAGCUCAGUGCCGUACACGAUCCAACCUGCCCAUGUGCCUUAUUAUGGUAAUGGCUAUCCAGUUCAGUACCAGGUACCGUAUAUCCACUAAUGGAGAGAGCCUGGUGCAGGUGCUCUUUCCUAACUAUGUAGUUCUUAACCUGCUGCUACUCUGUUGUUGUAGUUGUAUCAGUUACUAGCUAGUUUGCCUAGCUGAAAAUAGUUGGACCGGACAACUCUGUGUGUGUGCUGCGAGUGGCUAUUGUGCAAAUCUGUUAAUUUUAUGUCCUCACGACAUAACAUAAUUUACUCAUAAUGUUUAGCUAUGAUGAAUCUUCCAAUGUA
Phragmites australis (common reed) is the source of this 2120-nucleotide messenger RNA. Its product is annotated as FRIGIDA-like protein 3. NCBI's taxonomy places the organism in Eukaryota, Viridiplantae, Streptophyta, Magnoliopsida, Poales, Poaceae. The transcript has 4 exons. The record is from RefSeq and is a predicted model, not a curated record. Bases 292 to 1887 code for a protein of 531 amino acids.